AUGCGUGAGACAAUGACAUUGCUCGAACAAUCAAAUCGUCAACGUUUAUUAUAUGAUCGAACAAUACGACAUCCUCCUGUUUAUAUAUUUUCAAAUGAUACUGAUACAAACGAUGUAAAACCAAAAUUUCGUUCCUUAUAUGAUGAUUCUAUUCAAGAUAUGGUAGCAACAGGAAAAUCAAUGUUACCAAAUGUUGGACGUAAUCAAUUCGUUGAAAUUUCUAUAUCUCCCAGUGACAAAAAUCCAACUUCUGAUGAAAAUCAUACUCGACCUAAAAGAAAACGUCCAUCAUAUCGUAAAUCAAAAUAUCAUGCAUACUCACCAAAUCCAUCUCAAGCUGAAUUAGCUCUAUUGACUGCUCGUGGUACACGACCAGAAUAUCGAACACCAGUACCAAUGCCAAUAGUUAGACAACAUGAAGAUGUAAAACAUUCUCAACGUCCUCAUGUACCACCACCGAGUCCAUCUUAUGAACAAAUGGAACGAGUAUUUAUUGAUCCGAAAGAUAAAAAUCAAUCUCAAACACCUAUUCAUAAAUCAAAUAUAAAAAAAAAUCAACCUGUAACAUUUCGUUUGCCAGCACUCAGCCUAUCACCUCUAUCACGUCGUACACCAACAAAUAUCUCAACUAAAGAAGUUCGAUUAAAUUUAUCGAAUUAUCUUCAAAAUUGUUACUAA
This is a messenger RNA of Adineta steineri, 678 nucleotides long. Lineage: Eukaryota; Metazoa; Rotifera; Eurotatoria; Adinetida; Adinetidae. The record is from the annotation of a GenBank genome assembly.